GCAGAGCCUGAAAAUACUUUUUUUCCACUCCAUGGAAAAUGAUAGGUCCACCUACUUGCAGGACUCCUUCAUCAUCUCAGAACCCCGCACCCCUCUCUCUCUAAAUGAGAUUAUAAUAUAAUCUCUCUCUAGACGAGAUUAAAUCAUUAGAGAUUAUACAUCGAAUGUUUGUAUUAUGCUUUGAUAAUAAGGUAGAAUAAAUAACUUAGAAUGUCCAAAGCCAUAUAAAACCCACUCCACUUUUCAAAUUCACAAUACAAGCAGCCAGAGAGAGAGAGAGAGAGAGACAUAGAGAUAGAGCUAGAUAUAGAUAUAGAUAUAGAGAGAGAUGGAAAGUCGUCUGAAGCAGAGAAUCUCUCGCAUGUUGCAGGCGCCAUUUCAGUCAUGCAGGUCUUCUUCGUCAUCUUCAUCAUCAAGCAAGAGCAAGAAAGACCCUUUGGACAUGGUUCAGAGCCCGGUCUUUUACCCUUCUCGUCUCUUUUUCAAAAACAAGAACAAUCUUAUUAACACGAGGCCCAGAACCAGAACCAGAACCACCAUGGCUUCGAACCCAGUGUUCUUUAGACCUUCUCCUUCUUCUGAAAGAGAAGGAAGAGAAUGCCCCCCUGUAACCCCCAUCUCUCCUCGAACCUCUUAUUACGAAACCAAAACCCAGUAUCAUAGAAACAAGGAGUUGCAGAGAUAUGAUCACUUUUGUAGCAACAAUUAUAGGAGGAGCACUUCCUCUUCAGCUACAGGGUGGUUCAGCAGCGAAGAGGAGGUAGAGAGAGAAAGAAGAGAGAGAGAGGAGGAAGUGGAGAGGUUGUUUUGGUCCAAGAGUUAUUCGUCUCAUUCCUCUGAAUUAGAGUUGAUGAGUGGGAAGCAAAGGAGGAGGAGAGGAGAGAGAAAGCAAAGGAAGAAGAGAGAGAAGGCGUCAAAGAGUAUGGUGGUUGAGGAGGUGAGAGUUGAGAAGAAGGUGAGAGAGAGUGUAGCAGUGGUGAAGAGGUCGAAGGAUCCUUACAGUGAUUUUAGGGCGUCGAUGCUAGAGAUGAUAUUGCACAAACAGAUAUUUGGAGCUGAAGAUUUAAAGCACCUAUUGCAUUGCUUUCUCUCUCUAAACUCCUCUCACCACCAUCAUGUCAUUAUCCAGGUUUUCACAGAGAUUUGUCAGGCUCUAUUCUGUGACACUUCUUUUUGCACCCCAUGAUUCCUUUCUUCUCUCUUUCUCUCUCUCUCUCUCAAGGUUUAUAUCAAAGUGCUUUUCUUUCAAUUAAAGUUUGGGUUCUUAUUGUAUCAGAUCAGAUAUGAGUUCUCUGUAUACUUAGUUUUCCUCACAAGUUAUUAUUUUGAGUUCAUGUUUGUAAGACUAAGAAGAAAUGGUGGGAUUAUCCUGC
Molecule: messenger RNA, 1373 nt
Organism: Amborella trichopoda
Lineage: Eukaryota; Viridiplantae; Streptophyta; Magnoliopsida; Amborellales; Amborellaceae
Source: RefSeq, a predicted model, not a curated record